Camelina sativa (false flax) is the source of this 1353-nucleotide messenger RNA. Its product is annotated as 1-acyl-sn-glycerol-3-phosphate acyltransferase LPAT1, chloroplastic. The record is from RefSeq and is a predicted model, not a curated record. Lineage: Eukaryota; Viridiplantae; Streptophyta; Magnoliopsida; Brassicales; Brassicaceae. Gene Ontology annotation, biological process: phosphatidic acid biosynthetic process. Gene Ontology annotation, cellular component: membrane. Gene Ontology annotation, molecular function: 1-acylglycerol-3-phosphate O-acyltransferase activity.
GAAAGUGAAAACAGUAGAGCAAAGAAACACCCCCCUGAGAUAAGCUUGGAAGGAAGAAGAAGAUGACACGGAUUACAUGAGCAAAUCUGACGCAUGUUUUGUGCUCGAGAGAUUCCGCCAUGGAUGUCGCUUCUGCUCGGAGCAUCUCUUCACACCCUCCAUAUUAUAGAAACCCGAUUUGUUCAUCACAGUUAUCGUUGAUUCGGCUUUCGAGAGAUAAAGUAUGUUGCUUUGGUCGUAUUUCGAAUGGCAUAGCGAGCUUUAGUACUUCCCUUCAUGCUGUUCCGAGUGGAAGAAAUUUGAGUGAAACAAGACGUACUGGCUUUCAAUUGUGUAACCGCUCUUUAAGUUGGGAUCCUUUCAGAUUUCAUGAUAAGAAAUCACAUAGAUUAAGUGAAUUGGCAAGAACUAUCACUGUGAGAUCAGAUUUUUCUGGAGCUGCAACCCCUGAAGCUUCUUACCCGGAACCAGAGAUUAAGUUGAGCUCAAGACUCAGAGGGGUAUGCUUUUGCGUUGUUGCUGCCGUUUCUGCCAUUGUUCUCAUUGUCCUGAUGUUAGUUGGUCAUCCGUUCGUCCUUCUCUUCGAUCGCUAUAGGAGAAAAUUCCAUCACUUCAUCGCUAAACUUUGGGCUUCCAUAAGCAUUUAUCCGUUUUACAAAAUCACCAUCGAGGGUUUGGAGAAUCUGCCAUCAUCAGAUACUGCUGCUGUAUAUGUUUCAAACCACCAAAGUUUCCUGGAUAUCUACACACUUCUCAGUAUUGGAAAAAGCUUCAAAUUCAUCAGCAAGACAGGGAUAUUCGUAAUUCCCAUUAUCGGUUGGGCUAUGUCAAUGAUGGGUGUCGUUCCCUUGAAGCGGAUGGACCCAAGAAGCCAAAUGGAUUGCUUAAAACGUUGCAUGGAACUACUAAAGAAGGGAGCAUCAGUAUUUUUCUUCCCAGAAGGAACACGGAGCAAGGAUGGUCAAUUAGGUCCUUUCAAGAAAGGCGCAUUUUCGGUGGCUGCAAAGACGGGAGUUCCAGUAGUACCAAUAACGCUAAUGGGAACAGGCAAGAUCAUGCCAACGGGUAGUGAAGGAAUACUGAACCAUGGGGAAGUCAGAGUUAUCAUCCAUAAGCCAAUACAUGGAAGCAAAGCGGAUGUUCUUUGCAAGGAAGCCAGAAGCAAGAUUGCAGAAUCUAUGGAUCUCUUAAGCUGAUCUCAGAUGUUAUUUUUGCGUUGUCUGAUAAACAAUGAGAAGCCAUAAUUUCACAUGUGGUAAAGAUUAAAAUAUGUUGAGAUUUCUUUAGUCAAAAUUCUGAUGUUCCCUUGAAAAUAUUUGCAAGAAAAUGUCAAUUUUGGUUCAAGAGAUGUCA